GUCUUCUCCCACCUACCCAACGCCUGCAAUUGGCACCCUUGGCCAUUCCUCUCCCGCCACCCUGAACCCCCAUUCCCACCCCAUCCAGCCCCCACAGUAUUUUGCUAUAUUAUAUAUGAAUGCCCUUAUGAUAACAUUUUUUUCAGUUACUUAUCAAAUACAAAAAUAUAAGUAAGAAAGAAAAUAUUUUGCACUCAUCCCAAACACACCCAUAGUCCCUGGUUUAGUUCCUGAAUCUUACGAAACGGGUGAGGGUCCACAUAAACAACAUAUGUAGGUACUGUAUUCAUACUUUUCCCGUUCCUGUUGGUCCUAUAUUGGUCGGUACAAAACUUACAACUAAAAUUCAUGUGUGUACAUUUUACGGAGAUUUAGUACUCCAUAAUUUUCUAGAUUCCCAAGUAAUGAAUGCAUUAAAAUUGAUGAAUUAAUCCUUAACACCAUAUUGAUUGUGCAACCUCUACAUCAACUAGUAGAAUUUCUCAAUCGAUAUUUGAGAGCUUAGUGAUGGCGGGAAAGGAGAAAGAAGAGUCCGAAAAUCAGUUCGUAUGGGAUGAAACUUGUCAGCUUUACUACCAUGCCAGCACUGGAUUUUAUCACGAUCCUCAAGCAGGUUGGUACUACAGCUGUAAUGAUGGACUCUAUUAUAAAUUCGAAAAUGGUACUUAUCUUCCCAUCGAGUCCUUUCAGGAUGGAUGUGGUGAAAUGAAUAGUUGUGAGAGCAUUGCGCCUGCGGAGUCUAACAAAGAUGCAGACAUCAGUAUGUCAGGUGAAAAUGUGGCUCAAACAAUGGAACCACAUUCGACGGAGUUUUCUGAAGAGCAGUUGGAGGAUACAAAUUGCAAGCUUCCAGAAAACCCACCACCACCCUCAGAGUGGCUCGAAGAUACUCUCAUUGAACUUUAUCUGGCGAAUUACUCCACUCAAGCUACCAAUAGUACUUCUGACGUAACAGUGGCUCCAGAAAUAAAUGACACAGAUCACACACAUAUGUCAGCAGCUGGGAAUGGCAUCACAUAUGAACUCGAGGAAGGUGAAUGGAUACCAGAUGACUGGACAAAUUCUGCUGAUCCAAUUGCAAAUGACUGGACUGAUUCUGCUGAUCCAAUUGAUGAUGACAUGGAUGAAGGCAUUUGUUUAGAGGAAGAAAACUGGCGAGCUCAGUAUGGUCAAGUUGAACGACCAUUUGAAGAUUCUCUGUCACAUAUUCGGGCUGUUGAUUUGUGGGAUUGGUCGGUGGUUAAAAAGAUCAGAAAAGGUCGUCGAAAAAGAAGGGUGGCAAGGCUGGUAGGACGACUGGUGAAGCCUACUGCUAAGCUGCAUCCAUCAAUGCCCUCGAGUGGCCAUCUUCUUAAAACGGCUCCAGUAUGUGAAGUCCAUCUUGAUCUGGUACGAGUUUCAUCAGGUCAGGUGUACAGGUUGAGAAAUCCUAGCACAAAAUAUUUGGCUUCUUUGUCUAAUUAUGAUUCUUCCAAUCCAACGAAAGAUUGGCGCUUUCCGCAAAUGUCAAUCAACAGAGAAACCCAGACGUGCUCACCAGUCACUGAAAGAGAUAAACCCAUAAGCAUUGGACUCCCUGGAGAGGAGGAUGUGUCUCUGCCACUGGAGAUCAGUGCGCCUGAAAGGGACAGAGACCGUAUGUACAGGGAUAGAGCUGCAGAAAGAAGAGCAUUGCACGGCAGUUUUGGUGUUGGUCCAGGGCAAAAAAUUUCACCUAACUCUGGUGAUUCUGUUCCUUUGGAUGCAACUGCUGGUCCAGAGGAAGCCCUUUCUGAAUCCUUGAGCAAUUCGUUUGGAGCUGGUAGCUAUGCCAGAAGAAUCUUGGAAAACAUGGGCUGGAAGGAGGGGGAGACACUUGGCUGCAGCAACAAGGGAUUGAUUGAACCAUUGCAGGCUACGGGAAACAAAGGUUCUGCCGGACUGGGCUGGAACGAUGAAAGAAGAAAGCAGACCAUGUACAGUUCUAAAUAAAUGGGGAAUGUAAUUCCUCUUGUUGGCUGUCUGAUAUAACCUAGCUUCACUUGUCUGCUCAAUCAGCUUAGUUUACUAUUGUUGCCUUUUUACUGGUCACAUAUCUGCUUCGAUAUUUUAUAGAACACCAUAUGGUUAAAGUACAA
Molecule: messenger RNA, 2117 nt
Organism: Lycium ferocissimum
Lineage: Eukaryota; Viridiplantae; Streptophyta; Magnoliopsida; Solanales; Solanaceae
Exons: 11
Coding region: 508-1971 (487 amino acids)
Biological process (GO): mRNA splicing, via spliceosome
Cellular component (GO): nucleus
Molecular function (GO): RNA binding
Source: RefSeq, a predicted model, not a curated record